CCACUGACAGAUGCGCGGAGCUGCAGACACACAGCAUGGCCGGAGAGAAUACAGGAGGACUUUGGGAUUCGUUGAAGAAAGCCGCUUUUGUCAUUGGAUCUGGGCUUUUCUUCCUGGUGGGGUUUAGGAACUCAGUGACAUGGCAUCUGCAGAGGUUUUGGGGAGCGUCGGGAGAUUUCUGGCAAACACAGUGGACCAAACUUCACCAGGCCUUGGGUGGAAAUGAGGCGGCCUUGUUUUUUAUCGGGACCAUGUUGGUGCCAACGCUGGCUUUCUGGUUGUUUAACGCCCUCCUGAUGGUGGUGGACUCGACUGGAAAGCCAAACUUCAUCACACGCUACAGGAUUCAGCCUGACAGAAACAAUCCGGUGCGUCCUUCUUACUGCUUCAGCUCUGCGUAAUGCACAGCUGUCACCAUU
Messenger RNA from Sinocyclocheilus grahami, 419 nucleotides. Its product is annotated as fatty acid hydroxylase domain-containing protein 2-like. The coding region runs from base 36 to 401 and encodes 121 amino acids. The transcript has 4 exons. The record is from RefSeq and is a predicted model, not a curated record. Lineage: Eukaryota; Metazoa; Chordata; Actinopteri; Cypriniformes; Cyprinidae.